Glossina fuscipes is the source of this 2097-nucleotide messenger RNA. RefSeq lists its product as uncharacterized. NCBI's taxonomy places the organism in Eukaryota, Metazoa, Arthropoda, Insecta, Diptera, Glossinidae. Bases 31 to 1176 code for a protein of 381 amino acids. The record is from RefSeq and is a predicted model, not a curated record. The transcript has 2 exons.
UUAUUGUUUUCGUGUAAUUGUCACAGUUUAAUGUUUGGAUUUAUGGAGAAUAUGGAGAAUUAUAAAGUGGUAAAUAGGGAGCUUGUCGAAACAGUGCAAAAGAUGCGCAUAACAAUUGGCGAUCUUCAGAAAGAAAUUUGUAGUUUAAGGCAACAGCUAUUAGCUAAUAAUGAAGAAGGGCUCAUUUUGAAGAGACGAUGUAGAUAUCUGGGUAUACAGCUUUUGCAGGACGUUGGGACUUCAGAUUCCGAAAUUGUACAGUAUUUAAAAACACAAGCAUUUCAAAAAGAUGUUCUUGCGGAGAUCACUAAUAAUUCAACCAUAUUGGAAAAACGACAUUCUUCUGAAAUGGCCUUAGAAUUAAGACGUUCCAGUGCUCUUUUUCAUCAUGAAGAACUUUUACGUAAUGCUUCACCCACAAUAAGCGGACAUAAUAGUGAUGAUGGUGAAAAUUCAGAUGAAGAAAUUGAUCAAGAGAUGGAGGACUUAGAUGGAAAAAGGGAGUCCCAAGAUAAAGAGAAGAAAAUUUCAAGUGAUACUAUAUUUGAAGAGGAUGAAAAUGAAGUAUGUGAAUGCGAUGAAAGUUUGCUAAAGGACAGUAGUAACACUAGCGACAAGGAAAAUUCUCUCGAUGCCACUCCUAGAGAAGAAAACCCUUCUCAGAUGCCAUUAAAAGAGUUAAGGAAUGCUCUUGGUAAACCAAAAAGAUUAACGCUUUCACUAGAAGAUUUCCGAGACAACGCAUUGAUUAUGAAGACCACAGAUAGUAAGUGUGCAGCGUGUUUUAGUUUUAAAGAUGACUUUGCAGUCGUUACCAGAGAACGAAAUCCUUUAGAAAAUGAAAGUAUACAAGAACCAAGGAAUUGCAAUUGCAGGUUUAAUAAGGAAAGUGAUUCUUUAAAAUUCCCAUGUCAGACCACAUCAUACGAGAGCUUAACUUCUAUUAAAUUUGAUGAGAAUGAGCUUACAAAUAGCACACCUUGUGCACCGCGAAUCGAAAAUUCAUACAAACAGACAGAAAGCAAUCACACAGAAAAUGGCACAAACGAAAGUGGAAUUGGGAAGUCACGACCAAGUCGCAAAUGCAAGCCCGUCAAUCUUGCUGAACCCCUUCGAAACACCAAAUUACGUAAUGAAAAACCUACACUAAGAAGGCGAAGUAAAAGGAAAAAAUAAAAUACAAUACCAAUGUCGCUUCGGAUAUUCCAUUUAAACAAAUUUGAAUAGCAUGAAUAUUGUAGGAACCAAAAAAAAUUUUUUUUUUUCACCGCUGUUUGUAUUUUAAUAAAAAAAUUGUUUUUUUUUAAAUCAGAAUGUGUUUAAAAGUUAUGUAAACGUAAUAUAGUAAAGAGAUUCCGCUUUGUAAUUGCGACGUAACGCAGUUGAAAGUAAAAGGGAAUAUAUAAUCACUUAUGCUUCACUUGGGCUUCAUUAUGCUCCAUGCCUACUUUCCUUCCGAAUGAAUUAUUGGUAACAGAGUUGGCCUUUUACGUAUACAACGUAUUCAAUCAGUUGCCGCCGUCCUCAUGGCCGCAAAAAUUUGCAUACAACGAGUCUUCUUGGGCGGGGUAUACUCAGCCAAUCCAGGACUCUUUCCAAGAAAAUUUGAAUUAAAACAACUGGGAACUUCGGUUUAGUUGUUACGUUUUUAUUUAUUUAUUCCUGAGGAAUUUACUAUGGAUAAGCGAUUUUAAGGAGAGUGGGAGGAAAAAGCCAGCGUGGUGAUCCAACCCUUCUUUAACGUUUUAAUGUUUCUUAUCCGUUCCGAAUGAUUAUUAUUAUAGUUACUUUUCCACGUUUCCGUAUCGCGAGUUUCUGUAAAAGAAAAGGAUACGCCGCUGGUGUUGUAGCAGCCAGCCUCGGCCUACAGGUCCACUUGUCCGCCCCUAACCGUUUCACGUCGCAAGAGAGAGUAUCCUUCAGUCAUUCAAGAAUAACGGCGAAGCCAUACCGACCACCCCCCAUUCGUAGAGUUAGCUGUCCUAUGAGUCAUUCAGGGAUGACGGCGAAACCACAUCGACCAUACCUUAUCUGUACAGUUAAAAAAAACCCUAAAGUAAAAGUCAACUAGUUUUUUCCGUGAUCACUUAACCUUGG